AGGAGCUUAACCUGCCUGCAGACAUUCCCAGCUACUUGUCUUCCCAAGGAACUCUGUCUGAGCCACAGGAAGGCUACAGCAACUCUGAGGCAGGCAGUCAUCAGCAGCUCAUGCCUCCUGCCAAUGGAUAUUUACACAAAGGCACUGAUGGUGGCUCUGGAACCCGGGUUAUCUGCUCAGAUUGUUACGACAAUGCCAACAUCUACUCCCGGACGCGAGAAUACUGUCCGUACACCUACAUUGCUGAGGAGGAUGUUCUAGAUCAGACACUGUCCAGCCUCAUGGUCCAGAUGCCCAAAGAGACUUAUCUGGCACAUCCUUCCCAAGAUGCCACAACGCUGGAGAGCCUGGUAUUACCAGCAGAUAGAGAGACGUCUGCCUUUCCCACCAACCACGAGAGGGUGAAUGAGAAGACACUUGCCUCCACACAGAUGAGCAGUGGUAAAGGGCACUGUUUUUUUGUUCAUUUUGUUUUCACUUUCACCUACUUGAUUUUUUUCUGUCAUGUAGUUAGCACUCUUAUUUGACAGGAAGCAGCAGUCCAGUUGGUGUAAUAGAGUCAUUAGCUGCUAUUACAUGGUAUGAACUAGAGCAAGAGAUUUUUAGAGAGUAGAGUUACAGGGAAGUCUGCAUCUUUUGGAUGAAAACAGCUUUUGUGGAAAUAGCAAGACCACGCCUCAAAAAUUCAGAAGCCAUAUAGCAACAGCUUUUAAAAAGUUUCACAUAGGUGUUACUUUUCUCCUUUCAUCUUACUUAAAUGAUGGAGAUUUGAAGUGCUAAGGAUAUAAUUUGAUGAAGGUUUUUACUG
Molecule: messenger RNA, 808 nt
Organism: Myotis davidii
Lineage: Eukaryota; Metazoa; Chordata; Mammalia; Chiroptera; Vespertilionidae
Product: leucine-rich repeats and immunoglobulin-like domains protein 2
Exons: 2
Source: RefSeq, a predicted model, not a curated record